GAAAAGCUUGUGCUUUUCUAGAGGUCAAGGCCAGGUUGGAUGGGACUUUGAGCUACCUAUCUAGUGGAAAAUGUCCCUGCCCAUGGCAGGGGGGUUGGACUGGAUGGUCUUGCAAGGUCCCUUCCAAUCCAAACCAUUCUAUGAACAAAAGGUGCCUCAUCUUCCUCCCUUCUGAUGUCCACUGCUUGCAAGGGCCCAGUUGUGCUCUAAUAAGCCUUUUUUAUGUCACACAGCAAGACUGUGUGAAUGUCAGCUCUGAGGAGGCUUUUAGCUGGUCCCUGCUUCUGCCUGCAGACUGCAUUUAGUCACAGUUCAUUUAUUCAGAGCUCAGAAACGUGGAUGUUUGCUUUAUUGUCAAAUAUGGGGAUUGCACGCACCCUGGUGCACAGGGGGAUGCAAACACCUGGGUGCAUGGGGAUUGCAUAUGCCCCUGUGCAUGGGGCAGGGAGGAGCAUGUGCCCCACUGCAUGGGAGAUCCACGAGCCCCAGUACAUAAGGAUUGCACGUAUCCCAGGUGCACAGAGGGGAUAAUCCCAUGCUGGGUUCCCUGAGCAGCACCAGUGGCAUGACCCGACACCACCCAGCGCCACGCCAGACACGUAGGACGGGCAGCCCUGGGAACGGCCACACCUGCCAGCGGGCAAAGUGCGGGGCAAGGGCUGGGUGGCCCUGCGGAAAGCAGCCAUGGAGUGCCCGACAGCUGUGCGGCUCUGCGGCAUCACCCUCCUGCUGGGCGCUGCCCUCUCCCUGCCUGCACCCGGCGGCACCCAGGCUCCGAGCAACACUGGGUGGAAGGACCUGGCUGCGGAGCAGGCUUUGGCCAAGGAAAUCAUCCUGGGCAUACGAGCUGUGGAGCCGCCGGAGGAGGGCGAGAUCUCCGAAGAGGUGGAACCAGGUAUAAAGGUCUUCUCCAGCAGCGCCUGGGCUCAGUGGGGCCCCCACCAAGCCCAGGUGGGACCGGAGGAGGACCGUGACCACCUCCACCAUCCCCAGGAUGAUGCCAGGGAGGCCGAUGGCCAUGGGUCACCCUGGGUGCUGUCCCUGGGGGUGCAGAGUGGCCCGGAGGAGGACCGCGACCAUUUCCACCACAGCUGAGUGGAGUUGUGCCCGGGCUGCAAAAUGAGGGGUGGGAGCUGCCCCUGGGGCUUCCCAAGGGGACUUGUCCCUCCCUUUCCCCCACCCUUGAGUCCCCCCAAUAAACCUGUUCCCCCCUCCACAUCCUGGUGGGCUCCUCAUUGCUGCCAAAAAACUGUCGCUAAGUGCAGGGCCCCAAACUCUGGGGGAUCCUCCUCCUUGGGGUCACCCCAAGA
This is a messenger RNA of Aquila chrysaetos chrysaetos, 1310 nucleotides long. It is a transcript of the gene PRAP1, whose product is annotated as proline rich acidic protein 1. NCBI's taxonomy places the organism in Eukaryota, Metazoa, Chordata, Aves, Accipitriformes, Accipitridae. The coding region runs from base 685 to 1095 and encodes 136 amino acids. The record is from RefSeq and is a predicted model, not a curated record. The transcript is spliced from 4 exons.